AUGCAUAGACGUCGAGGUCCUAAUUUUACUUACGUUAGUGGCUGUGUGAAAUAUAUGAUUUUUGUUUUGAAUUUUAUUUUCUGGCUGUUUGGCGGUUUACUUAUUGGGGUCGGACUUUAUGCAUUUAUUGAUAAGUGGCAGGCGACUGGCCUCAUAAAGUUGGAUACAGUCUACGAUGUUAUGUUAAACAUCAGUCUUCUGAUCGCGUUGCUAGGAGGCGUCGUUUUUAUUGUCAGCUUCGCUGGAUGCAUAGGAGCGUUGAGAGAGAACACUUGCCUGUUGAAAUUUUAUUCUCUCUGCCUCCUGAUAUUAUUCCUGGUGGAAAUGGGAGGGGCGGUCUGCGGCUUUGUGUUCCCUCGUUCUUUACACGGCCUUCUAGAACUAAGUUUUACUGAACGAGUGGUUCACGCGUACAGAGACGAUCCGGAUUUACAGAAUUUUAUCGAUUUUGCUCAACGUGACUUCCACUGCUGUGGUCUGACAUCAGACGGUUAUAUGGACUGGUCCAAAAACGAAUAUUUUAACUGUUCAUCCCCAUCAGUUGAGAGAUGUGGUGUCCCAUUCUCUUGCUGUAUUAACGCGACUGACAUCAGUUCAGGUUUAGUCAAUAUUAUGUGCGGUUAUGGCGUUCAGAACUUUCCCGUCGCCGAGGCAAGUAAGCGAGUAUGGACAAGUGGUUGUAUAGAAAUUGUACGUUCCUGGGCCGAAAGGAAUUUAUAUACAAUUGCCUCAGCGGCGCUAGGCGUUGCACUGUCACAGUUAUUCGUUAUUUAUCUCGCUAAGACUUUGGAGGGGCAGAUUGAGCUACAGAAAGCAAGGUGGCAAACAUGAAAUAGGGGGUCAGCGGGCGCCUAUAGAGACGAGUGUCGGCGCGCGCUGCUGUAGCCCGGACUCGAACCCGGGACUGUGCACACAUCCACUGUGCAUAUGUAGACUGUGCCAUGAACUAGUGAUUAUUGUGAAAAAUGGUGAUUAUGGGUACAAUGCUACAAUUUUAGUGAGAGGCUGUUAUAAAAAAAAGUGAAUAUUUGUGGAAAAGAAAGUGAAUUGAAAAACUGUGUUGAAUGCUAUAUCAGCAUUUCACAAUGCUCGUUAAUACUUAGUGAUACAAUGCAAAUAGCGUUGUGUGGUAAUAAAAAUGUGACAAACAUUUAUAAUGAAAAUGAUAUAAACAUAUUGACGGUUAAAUUUACUUUUUAAAAAUUUCAACUGUGGAUUCAUUUUUUAAUUAUUGAAAUUAGAUUUUUUUUUUUCUUAUAAUAUUCGUUACUGUUCUACCAAUCGAUGAUUUUUUUCUUUUGUAUUAAAAUUGUAUAUAACUUGGAGAGAUGAACAUUCGACUUUUUUGUCUAUUAAACAAGAGAAAAAUUAAUAAAUAUACUUUUAAUAAUAAUCAAAAACAUAAUCUUGUUAAAUAAGUGUUGUAAACGUUUAAAUUUUUAAUAUUGCUUAUUUUUUUCCAUAUAGCAAUAUUUAAUCUGUGUCCUUUAUGUUCUGUGGCUCAAUUGCAUUGUUCAAGUGUGUUUUUAUCAGUAAAUUGUAGUUUUUAAAGGCUCCUGUGCCAUUGUAUUUAAGACUGAUGGCGAUUUUAGCGUUAGAAAAAUAAUAUUUUAGUUUUUAUUUGGAUAAUAUUCUAAAUACAUCAAAGUUAGGGUAAUUGUUAUUCAUAAGUUUAAAGGCCGGUUUCGGUAUGCUUACCGCUGGUAAAUGUAUCUGAUGUAUAACGUUAUCCAGUAGAUAAAAGCUUAUAAUAUA
Molecule: messenger RNA, 1755 nt
Organism: Melitaea cinxia (Glanville fritillary)
Lineage: Eukaryota; Metazoa; Arthropoda; Insecta; Lepidoptera; Nymphalidae
Product: tetraspanin-33-like
Exons: 7
Coding region: 1-831 (276 amino acids)
Biological process (GO): protein maturation; protein localization to plasma membrane
Cellular component (GO): membrane
Source: RefSeq, a predicted model, not a curated record